Molecule: messenger RNA, 1005 nt
Organism: Malassezia vespertilionis
Lineage: Eukaryota; Fungi; Basidiomycota; Malasseziomycetes; Malasseziales; Malasseziaceae
Exons: 1
Coding region: 1-1005 (334 amino acids)
Source: RefSeq, a predicted model, not a curated record
AUGAACUUUUUGAACAACAUCACUGGUGGCGGUAACCAAGGUGGCCAGGGCGGCCAGGGCGGCGGUCUUGCCCAGAACCUCAUGAACAAGGUCUCUGAAAAAGUCACUGGCGGCGGCCAGCACGGCGGCAACGACUCCUACGGUAGCAGCAACACGGGCUCUGGUGGCUUUGGCGAUGGCAAUAACUCCUACGGCAAUUCUAGUUCGGGCGGCUACGGCAACAACUCGAGCUCUGGCGGCUACGGCAACAAUUCGAGCUCUGAAGGCUACGGCAACAACUCGAGCUCUGGCGGCUACGGCAACAACUCGAGCUCUGGAGGCUACGGCAACAACUCGAGCUCUGGCGGCUACGGCAACAACUCGAGCUCUGGAGGCUACGGCAACAAUUCGAGCUCUGGCGGCUACGGCAACAACUCGAGCUCUGGCGGCUACGGCAACAACUCGAGCUCUGGCGGCUUGGGUGGCGGUAAUGGUAGCUACGGCAACUCUGCUUCUGGCGGCUAUGGCGGCGGCAAUGACAGUUACGGCAACUCUGGCUCUGGUGGCUAUGGCGGCAACUCUGGCUCCGACUCGUUUGGUAGCGGUGGUGGACGGCACCAUGGAAACAGCUCGAGCGGUUUUGGUGGUAGCAACAACUCAAGCUCUGGCGGCUACGGCAACAACUCGAGCUCUGGCGGCUUGGGUGGCGGCAAUGAUAGCUACGGCAACUCUGCUUCUGGCGGCUAUGGCGGCGGCAAUGACAGUUACGGCAACUCUGGCUCUGGUGGCUACGGCGGCAACUCUGCCUCUGGCGGCUACGGCGGCAACUCUGCCUCUGGCGGCUACGGCGGCAACUCUGCCUCUGGCGGCUACGGCGGCAACUCUGCUUCCGGCGGCUACGGCGGCAACUCUGCUUCUGGCGGCUACGGUGGUAACUCUGCUUCUGGCGGCUACGGCGGCAACUCUGGCUCUGGCGGCUACGGCGGCAACUCGGGCUCGGGCGGCUACGGCAGUGGUGACUACUAA